UCCCCUUUCCUCUAGACUUCUCUGCAUCCUUCUCGCCCUUACCCCCCACCCUUCCCUGGGCUCCCCAGAUCGCCGCCUGCCUGCAGCUCACUCUGGGACCGGCCCUUCUCGGCUUCCCUCUUCCCUAGGGAGAUGCGAUGAGCCGGUGCCCCCGCGUCCUCCUCACCGCCCCGGGCACGCUGCCCGUCCAGUGCCCGUGGUGGGGAGGGAGGACCUCGCGGUCCCUCCGUGACGCCCCUCCCUUAGCCCCCCCCUCAGCUGGCGUCCCUGGGCCAUGCCCCAGGGGACCCAGCCAGGGGGUGGGCUCUAGAACAAGGGGCGUGGAGAGGAGAAAGGACGCGGCCUUGGGCGCCUCUGAGAUGCUCCCAAGCGCCUGGUGGGGCCGAGUGAGGCGCAGGCAUCCGGGCGGCAGGCAUGAUGCCCUCGCCUAGUGACUCGAGCCGCUCACUGACCAGCCGGCCCAGCACCCGGGGCCUAACCCACCUUGGCCUCCAGCGGCCCUGGCUGCAGGCCCUGCUCACGCUGGGGCUGGCCCAGGUGCUCCUGGGCAUCCUGGUGGUCACCUUCAGCAUGGUGGCCUCCUCCGUCACCAUCACCGAGAGCAUCAAGAGGUCCUGCCCGUCUUGGGCUGGGUUCUCGAACCUGCUGUUCAGCGUCUGUGGGCUCACUAUCUGUGCUGCCAUCAUCUGCACCCUCUCUGCGAUUGUCUGCUGUGUCCAGAUCUUCUCCUUAGACCUUGUACAUACGCUGGCCCCAGAACGCUCCGCCUCUGGCCCCCUGGGGUCCCUGGCUUGCACAGCCUCACCCCCAGCCCCUCUCCUACACACCAUGCUGGACUUGGAGGAGUUUGUACCGCCUGUGCCCCCACCACCCUACUACCCCCCGGAGUACACCUGCAGCUCAGAAACUGAUGCACAGAGCAUCACCUACAAUGGCUCCAUGGACAGUCCUGUGCCCUUGUACCCUACAGACUGUCCCCCAUCCUACGAGGCCGUCAUGGGGCUCCGAGGAGACAGCCAGGCCACACUGUUUGAUCCUCAGCUGCAUGAUGGGUCCUGCCUCUGCGAACGAGUGGCCUCCAUUGUAGAUGUGUCCAUGGACAGCGGCUCUCUGGUGCUGUCUGCCAUCGGUGACCUCCCCGGGGGCUCCAGCCCAUCCGAGGACUCGUGCCUGCUGGAGCUGCAAGGCUCUGUGCGCUCCGUUGACUACGUGCUCUUCCGCUCCAUCCAGCGCAGCCGCGCCGGCUACUGUCUCAGCCUGGACUGCGGCCUGCGGGGCCCCUUUGAGGACAGUCCCCUGCCCCGGCGGCCCCCGAGGGCCGCCCGCUCCUAUUCCUGCUCUGCUCCCGAGGGCCCACCUCCUCUGGGCGCACCCACAGCUGCCCGCAGCUGCCACCGCCUGGAGGGCUGGCCUCCCUGGGUGGGCCCCUGCUUCCCGGAGCUGAGGCGGCGGGCACCCAGGGGAGGUGGCCGCCCUGCAGUAGCCUCAACAGCUGUGACGGCAUCAGCAGCCGCGGCGGCGGUGCCCCCCACGCGAGCUCCCACCCGGCGCUUCAGCGACAGCUCAGGUUCCCUCACCCCACCGGGGCACCGGCCACCUCAUCCGGCUCCCCCUUCACCGCUGCUGCUACCGCGGUCCCACAGCGACCCGGGCAUCACCACCUCCAGCGACACUGCUGACUUCAGGGACCUCUAUACCAAAGUGCUUGAGGAAGAAGCUGCUUCUGUUUCCUCUGCAGAUACAGGGCUCUGCUCCGAAGCCUGCCUCUUCCGCCUUGCCCGCUGCCCUUCUCCCAAGUUGCUACGUGCCCGCUCAGCUGAGAAACGACGCCCUGUGCCCACCUUCCAGAAAGUUCCACUGCCCUCAGGUCCGGCACCUGCCCACUCCCUGGGGGACCUGAAGGGCAGCUGGCCAGGCCGCGCCUUGGUCACUCGUUUCCUCCAGAUGUCCAGAAAGGCCCCAGACUCCACUGGGACUGGAGCCCAUGGACCUACUAAGCAGGUGCCCAGGAGUGCCUGGGGCCGCCCAGGCCGCGAGAGCCUGCACCUGCGCAGCUGUGGUGAUCUCAGCUACGGCUCCUCCCUGCGGCGCCUCCUCUCUGGCCGCAGGCUGGAGCGGGGCACUCGCCCCCACAGCCUGAGUCUCAAUGGUGGCAGUCGGGAGACUGGGCUCUGACCCGAGCUUCCUGUCACUCUAAACAGGCCCAGGUGAUUGAUUGCUGGGGGCCACCAGGCACCAGCAGCCUCCAUGCCCCCUUGCACUGGCUAGCACAAAAAUCUGCUGUAUACCACCCCACCACCGCCACCAAAAGGUCCCUUUUCCUGCACCCUUUGGGGGCUCCUGCUGCUUGCCUCUGCCCCUCUGGACUGGGGGUUUGGGACCAGGGUGGGCUGUGUGGAGAUUGGGGCUGCGGGAUGUGCGGGUGGGAAAGGAGGCAGGUGCCCUUGUUUACAGCACUGCAGGAGGGAAAUGCAAACUCCUGUCCUUGCAGUCUGGGCGUGGCCCUUUGGGAUGAACAGGCACACUCCAGCCUCUGUGGAGAUAGGUAGGGUGGGUGUGCCCAUAGGACAGGGUGGUGAGGCAGGCCUAGGGAGGCUGACAUCUGGGCAGCCUCUCUGCCCCCUCUAGCUGCAUGAACUCAGGCAAGUUAUUUAACCUCAAUUGCCUAAUCUGUAAAACAUGGUGAAGAUGAAUGUUUGUAAAGCUCUUACCUCCUAAAUAAGCCUUCAAUAAAUUUCAACUUUCCCCUUC
Molecule: messenger RNA, 2751 nt
Organism: Ochotona curzoniae (black-lipped pika)
Lineage: Eukaryota; Metazoa; Chordata; Mammalia; Lagomorpha; Ochotonidae
Gene: ENTREP3
Product: family with sequence similarity 189 member B
Exons: 9
Coding region: 415-2175 (586 amino acids)
Cellular component (GO): membrane
Source: RefSeq, a predicted model, not a curated record